GGCCCUCGGGGCGGAGCCGCCGGAGCGGGGAGCGCCGGAGCGGGGAGCGCGGAGCCCCGGCCCCGGGAUGAGCUUCCCGCGGCCCCUCCGCCGCUCCGUGAGCCUCAGCCCGGCCCGGAGCCUGCGCCUCGUCGUGCUGGGGCAGAGCGCAGUGGGCAAGACAGCGCUGACCGUCAGGUUCAUCACCAGGAGGUUCAUUGGAGACUACGACCCAACCCUGGAGAUGAUUUACAGACACGUGGCUCUCAUUGAUGGGGAGAUGGUGCACUUCGAGAUCCUCGACACGGCGGGACAGGAGGAGGACUCGCUGCACAUAGAGGAGAAGAUCAAGUGGGGCGAUGGCUUCGCCGUGGUCUACUCGGUGACGGACAGAUGCAGCUUCGACGAGGUGAUGCGGCUCUGCUUCCUCAUCAACCACAUCCACUCGAGCCCCCGGCGCAGCGGCGCGGGCGAGCAGCCGCCCGUCGUCAUCGUGGCCAACAAGAAGGACCUGCAGUUCGACCGCAUGGUGUCCACCGAGGACGGCCAGAACCUCUCCAAGGCCUUGAAGCUGCCUUUCUACGAGAUCUCCACCCGGGACAGCUACGAGGAGCCCGUGGCCGUGUUCAACGCCCUCUACCAGGAGCUCAUGAGGCAGGGGCACUUCUCCCCGGGCUCCUUCAAGAGGAGGACGGUGUCGAAGCUGAUGGAGAAGAUCCCAAAGAUGCAGGCGAGCUCCAGCUCGCACCCAGCGGGACGCAGCCUCAGCUUCAACUCCUUCAGGGACUACAUCCCCGAGUGAGCGGACACAGGGACAGGUCUUAUCCUGCUGCUUCAGCC
Molecule: messenger RNA, 819 nt
Organism: Neopsephotus bourkii (Bourke's parrot)
Lineage: Eukaryota; Metazoa; Chordata; Aves; Psittaciformes; Psittacidae
Product: ras-related and estrogen-regulated growth inhibitor-like
Exons: 4
Coding region: 68-781 (237 amino acids)
Molecular function (GO): GTP binding; GTPase activity
Source: RefSeq, a predicted model, not a curated record